AUGGUGACCGCCACUUCCAGACCGUUCGAGAGCCGGCUACGUCUGACCAAGCUUCAGUCGCUGCUAAUCUGUCAUCGCCGUCGUGAUCUACCGGGUGCUACCUAUGCUGAGUUGGCUGCGUGGGCUCAAGCCGAGACUCUGAUGGACAUGUCCAGCCAGUUGGAUCCCCAGGCUUUGGCCGCGUUCGUGGACGACAGUGUCUUUGCUCAGAUGAGCGGGAAGCUUGGAGCAGACGCAUCGCCAAAGAAAAAUCUUUUCGUUGCGUGGAUGCUGGACAACUAUCCCAACAAAGCCACACUCCUACUCGAGGCCUCCCAGAACCGGAUACAUGGAUUGAUACGGGUGAAGAUCAGAGAAGCAUACGGGCAUACACGC
This is a messenger RNA of Phytophthora sojae, 375 nucleotides long. RefSeq lists its product as hypothetical. The record is from RefSeq and is a predicted model, not a curated record. The annotation marks the transcript as partial. Lineage: Eukaryota; Oomycota; Peronosporomycetes; Peronosporales; Peronosporaceae. The transcript has 2 exons.